UAGGAGCAGUAAUAGUGCUACCAACGGCCACAACACGAGGUCCACUGCUAACAAGGUUGUUAACAAUUCGGCAGCAGUGACAGCAGCUGUUACGCCACCUUUAAUAAUGAAUGGAGGAACGACCACAUCCAAUCACAACCACCUGACACGGCUGUCAGUGCGCACCGAUCUGGCGCAUGCUGGAGUGGUGGGGCUAGCCACGCCCACUGGAGCGUUAUUAACCACGCCCACUGCUGGCGGAGGGAGAGUAACCACGCCCACUGCUGGCGGAGGCAGAGUAACCACGCCCACUGCUGGAGGAGGGGAAGUAACAACGCCCACUGUAACUGGAGGGGUGACCACGCCCACUGCUGGCGGAGGAGUGGGGAUGACUAUGGCAACUGGUGGCGUGACCACGCCUACUGGUGGAGCGGCCGCUAAUGAGAGUGAAGGGGAUGUGGCUAGUGGUGGAGCUGGAGGUGGAAGAACGGCGGAGAGUAGAGUGGCAGCUGUUUGUAGACAGGGCAGUAGUAGUAGAUCGUCGACAUGUGGCGACCACCAGCUACGCAGCAAAAACAACUGCGCCUUCCGCACGCACUGCACGGCACAACCGCCGAGCCUGACGAGGAGGGGAAUGCCUCAUCACAGUCCUCCUCUCACUCGCACUCCUCCUCCUCCUCUCGAUUGCCUCCCCCUCCUCCUCCUCCUCCGCCGGCUGCCUCCUCGCGACUGCUGCUCAAACGGAGACGCUGCAAGAUGCGGCGACGCAAACGGCUGUCGGUAGAGGAGAAACUGAUUGAGGAUAAUCGGUCAUAUUACAAGGUGGAAGUGCUAAACUCGAAACUUCGUUCAACCGGCUACUAUAUGAGUCAACAGCUGAAUCGCCAUUGCUCCUCCUCUGCCUCCUCGUCCAACUCACCCUCCUCCUCCUCACAAGUCACUGCUGCCAAUGCCACGGCAACGGCCGCCACAAACAAUCGAGCAGGCAGUGGCGGCGAGUGUUGCAGUGUUGCCAACAGUGGCAGUGCUCAGCAGCCGAAACAGCCGGUUGUUAUGCGGUUCAAGAAGGUGAGAAAAUCAGAGCUGUCCCUACUGAGUGAUGAGGCCGAAAACUUUAUGUUUGGAGAUUCGGCAUCAAGGAGUCAUCAACUCCACAAUCAUCAUCAGCAGAAUCAUCGCAGCUCGGAUGACGAUCAUCAAGAAGAUGACGACCAUGACGAUGAUAAUGAUGCCGAUCAUCAUCAUGAUGACGAAGAUGAUGAUGAAGAAGAAAUGCAUGACCAACAGGAGGUGAACCCGCAUGCGCAGAAGCAGCGUCGUAAGCGGCGCACUCACGCCGAGCUGUUUAUCAAUGACAAUCUGGACUACUACAAGUUUGACCUUUCUGGCGGCAGAUUGCGCUGCAGUCAAGGUCACACAGAGGUCAAGGUCGAGCCGGAUGAUGGGGGCACUGUCCCUAAUGUCAAGAUAAAGGAGGAGAUCAAAGAGGAGAUAAAGGAGGAGGCAGAUGAUGAGGAGUGUGAAGGAGGGGGAGGAGGAGAGGAGGAACAGAUGUCAGCUGAUAGGAUUUCGUUUGCCUUUGAAACGGCGCCAAUUCAUGAGUCGUGGUACCAGACUUAUCUGAGGCAGGAUGAAGCUAGGGAGGAACAUAUGCAGGCCUAUCAUAGCUAUCCAGUGCUGAGACUGCCCUAUGAGUACAGGGACAAGCAUAAACGUCGUAUGCUGUGGGCCGCUGCUAAUCAGUCUGGUAGCAAAACGGGAUCGCCCUAUCGGCGCUGGAAGCACAAGCUGGGCGGAAAACGCGGCAUCAGCGCUUUGGACGACAAACCACGCAAAUCGCCACGCUGUCACGCGUCCACGCUUGCCAUUCUGUCGACGUUGAAGUACAGGCGACGACGAACUGGUCCCACCUUGUCUCCGGCGGCGGCGGCGGCGGUGACACCGUCAAAGUGGUCGACGCCCGGUGACGAUGCCAAAGCGGCUACACCAAUUACUAGUGAGGAUGCGACGACAACAACUCCGACAGACUGUGUCAAAGUGGGGGGGUCAACGACUGCGACAGACUGUGUGGGAGUGUCGGAGUGUGUGAUGAUGACAAGAGGUGGGUGUGAUGACAAAGUGGGGACACCGAGAAGAGGUGGGUGUGAUGACAAAGUGGGGACACCGACAAGGUUUGGGGAGGUGUUUGGUGGGACAACGGACACCGUCAAGGUGGGACGACGACGUGUGAAGAGUCGGUGUGAGGAGGACUAUGUGGGGUUGGCUGAGAGUUUGGACGAGUAUUUUUGUCGGUUUUACUGGGAAAAUGGUGGCCGGGAGGAGGAUGUGUAUGCUAGUACUAUGCACAAGUUGCGGAAGGCGUUGGUGGAGUGUAGUGAGAGUGGUGGGGGAGAUGAGGAAGCGGGAGGUGAUGCGUUGUCGGCGCCAUCUACGUCCACAAAAAGGUCGAAAACUCCUCCGUCUUGCUGUAAGGACCAGGAUGAAAAGGAUGAUGAUGAGGCUGAGAAGGAGCUCUCUCACUCUAGCACGUUGUGCUGUAUGGCCGACGUGGAUCCGGCCAUCUUCUCGACCGAUUCGGCCAAGUUGGCACUCAGCCUCGCUCCGCUCGCCCCCGGCCCGCAGGAGACCGACUUCCUGCAGCUGUUGGCCUCCUAUCGGCAGUGCAACAGCAUGGAGCGCGCGCUCUACGGUCACCAAUCCUGUUUGAAUACGUCGCGCGCGAUCGAGGCGUUGAGAAGGAACAACCAACUGUUGCAGCCGGGAGGGGGGCAGGGGCACGACAGUUGUGCCAGCAGCGAGUGUGGCGGAUCGUCUACAGGUGAAUUGCUGGGUUUCACUGAAGACGGGCGCAUGCUGAGCAGCAAACGGCGUAAACGCAAGAAGCGUAACAUGACCGGCUGGCCCAAGGACAAACCCAAAAAACAGCUGAUUCAGCAACAUCCACAGCAACAUCGAGUGGCCACACCGUCAACUAGUGCCAGCCUAGCAACAAUAGACCAAGUGGAAGACAACCUGGUGGUGGAAGCAGAGGAGGACACCGUCAAGGUGGGACCGCGUAAAGUGGGUCGUGCCACCACCCGGCUGUCGGUGUCAAAGUGGCCGCGGCGCACGACGACAAGCUGCGACCGACGAACAACGACAAACUGCGACUCGUCGCCGUCAAAGUGGCGCACGACAAGUUGUGAGGAGGGUCACCGACAAACUGAGACAAGUUGUGAUGAGGGACAGAGUGGGGCGCCGUCGACUAACGCCAAACUGAGGCGGCGAACUGUGUCGGUGACGUCACCGCCUGUGAGGCGUGGUAGGGGUAGGGGCAGAGGUAGAGGUAGGGGUCGGGGGCGUAGAUGAGACCGGGUGGAGGGGGUAGGGUGGGUUGAGAGUGUGGUGUGAUGACUAGAGACAGGACAGUGUUGGUGGUUGGUUAAAAACAGUACCGUAGUUAGCUAAGAGAGGAACUUGGGCUAGAAACAGUACUGUGAUUGGUGGCUGGCUAAAGAGAGUACUGUCAUUAAAAACAAUAAUGUAGUUGGCUAAAAGCAGUACUUUGAUUAGUUACUGGUUAAAAGCAGUACUUUGAUUGGUAACUGGUUAAAAGCAGUACUUUGGUAACUGGUUAAAAGCAGUACUUUGGUAACUGGUUAAAAGCAGUACUUUGAUUGGUAACUGGCUAAAAGAAGUGCUGUGAUGGGAACUUGAGCUAGAAACAGUACUGUAGUGAUUGUUCAAUGGUGGUCGCUAAAAAUAGUACAGUGGUGCCUGUCAAAUAAUUCAAUAGAAAAUUCCCGUAAGAUAGAACUCAUUUUGCU
Molecule: messenger RNA, 3785 nt
Organism: Nilaparvata lugens (brown planthopper)
Lineage: Eukaryota; Metazoa; Arthropoda; Insecta; Hemiptera; Delphacidae
Exons: 11
Coding region: 526-3327 (933 amino acids)
Source: RefSeq, a predicted model, not a curated record